AUGUCCUAUAUAACAAGAUGGCUAUUUAGUACAUCACAUAAAGAUAUAGCAAUAUUAUACUUAAUCUAUGGUAUGAUUAGUGCUAUGGUAGGUACAGGAAUGUCAGUAAUAAUAAGAUUAGAGCUGUCAGGAUCAGGUCCAUUAUAUUUAAAUUCUGAUAAUCAGGUGUAUAACGUUCUAAUCAGUGGACACGCACUAGCGAUGAUAUUUUUAUUUGUAAUGCCUGUGAUUAUAGGCGCAUUCGGGAACUUCUUUUUACCUAUAAUGCUGGGAGCCGUAGAUAUGGCAUUUGCUAGAUUAAAUAAUAUUAGUUUCUGAUGUCUUCCUCCUGCAUUAGUAUGUAUAAUAGGUUCUUUACUAAUAGAAAAUGGACCUGGUGUUGGAUGAACAGUAUAUCCACCUUUAAGCUCAAUUAGUGCUCAUUCUGGUCCUUCAGUAGAUUUAGCUAUAUUUGCUAUACACCUAACUAGUAUAUCUAGUCUUCUUGGUGCUAUUAAUUUUAUAGUUACAACAUUAAAUAUGCGUAGUAUCGGUAUUCAUAUGAUAGAUAUGCCUUUAUAUGCUUGAUCUAUAUUCUUUACUGCAUGAUUAUUAUUAUUAUCAUUACCUGUACUUACAGCUGGGGUAACAUUAUUAUUAAUGGACCGUAACUUCAAUACUGGUUUCUACGAUGUAGCUGCCGGUGGUGACCCUAUAUUAUAUGAACAUCUGUUCUGAUUCUUCGGUCAUCCUGAGGUAUACAUAUUAAUCAUACCUGGUUUUGGUAUAAUAUCACAUGUUAUUGCAACUUACAGUAAAAAAGAAAUCUUUGGUCGUAUGGGAAUGGUAUACGCGAUCGCAAGUAUUGGUUUACUUGGAUUCUUAGUAUGAAGUCACCACAUGUACAUAGUAGGUUUAGACAUUGACAGUAGAGCGUACUUUACUAGUGCGACAAUGGUCAUUGCGGUACCAACCGGCAUUAAGAUUUUUAGUUGAUUAGCUACUUUAUAUGGUGGUGAAAUACGUAUUGCUGUACCAAUGUUAUUCGCUUUAGGUUUCUUAUUCUUAUUUACUGUAGGUGGAUGUACUGGUAUUAUGUUAUCUAAUGCUAGUAUUGAUAUUGCAUUCCAUGAUACUUAUUAUACAGUUGGUCAUUUCCAUUAUGUAUUAUCUAUGGGUGCUGUAUUUAGCCUUAUUGCAGGUUACUACUUAUGAAGUUAUCCUAUGUUUGGUCUAAAUUAUAAUAAAGUUAUUGGUGAAGCUCAUUUCUGAACAUUAUUUAUUUCAGUUAAUCUUAUAUUCUUACCUAUGCAUUUCUUAGGUUUAAAUGGUAUGCCUCGUAGAAUACCUCAAUAUCCUGAUGCUUUCUUAGGUUGAAAUAUUAUUAGCUCUUGAGGUUCUAUAAUGUCUAUUAUUUCAGUUUUAAUUGGUUUAUACGGUAUAUUAAUACAGUUAACUAAUGGUGAAAAUAUAGAAAGAGAAGAACCAGUAACUCCUGAUUUCUUAGAAUCAAAUACAACUAGAGAAACUAGAGACUCAGAUCUAGAAAUGAUUUUAAAUAAACCUGCUUAUUAUCAUACAUUCUCUGAAUUACCUAUAUUAAUUACUGCCUAA
Lodderomyces oxycetoniae is the source of this 1593-nucleotide messenger RNA. Lineage: Eukaryota; Fungi; Ascomycota; Pichiomycetes; Serinales; Debaryomycetaceae. The record is from the annotation of a RefSeq genome assembly.